AUGGUGGAGCUAGAGGAGGGCAACGCUCUGUGCAAGCGGGAGGCGGCUUGGGUGUUCCUUAACAUGUGCGAAUGCAGCGGUGAUCCGGGGGAGACGAUAAUACCCGAAAUCGUUGGGCACGGAGUGAUCGCGGCGGUCUGCGAGAACCUUAGCAGCGAUUCCGAUGCAGAGACUCUCCUGGUGAUGCUGUCCCUGCUCUACACCAUUCUCGACGAGGGUGGGCUUGGAUCAACCCUUACGCUGUCGGAGUACACCACCCUCGUAGAGGAGGCCCAGGGGUUCGACAAGAUCAUGGGCCUCGCAAACGACCACGACGACAUGGAGAUCUACGACAAGGCAAUGGACAUCAUCCAGGCGUUCCACGACAGCCAAGAAGACGAGGACGACGACGAUGAUGAGUUGGUCUUUGGUGUGGCCCACGCCGCCGCCGCCUCCGACGCCGCCUCUGACGCCUCCGACGCCGCCACGCGCGCUUGCGCUGUUAGUUCCAAUCAUGAUGAUAGCAGCGACAUGAUGUCGGACGACUCGCUGUCGGACGACAGCUUCCACAGAGAGCUCGCGGGCGCCGCCUCCGGCCCGAUCACCCCGCCACCGGCGGCCCAGCGCCGUCCCUCCGAAGCGUCACCGAUUGCCCCGCCGACGGCAGAGCAGCAGGAGGAGGAGCAGCAACCCGGGUGCAAUUUCAAGAGUGAAAAAAAUUCGCCGAGACAACCGUUAGGAACCGUCCAGCAGCAGCACCUACUCGCCACCGGGAGUAGUUCGGCGCUUUCUCCCCGUGUCAGCGGCGGCGUUGCUGCGCGGGGCGGAAAGAGGGCGGAUGCUGUUGGUGGGUGCGAGGUCGGCGACAUGGAGUAGGAGUAUUACACAACGCACUUUUUUAUUUUUUGCGCCACCGGAGGUAAUUCGGCGCUUUCUCCUCUCGCCGGCGGCGGUGGGGGGAGGGGAGGGGGGGGGGGCUCCGUGGCGACGUUGAUGCGGGGGCGGGAAGAGGGCGGUUGUUGUUGGCGGAUGUGAUUUCGGCCGUAUUGAGCACCGGGGUACAUCCCCUCAGCAUGUACGCACUUUUUUUUUUUUUGCGACAACAGGCAAUUUUGAUCGUGAGGUGGCAUCCAAGCGACGUGUAUCUAGCACUGCUGGCUGACUGUGUAUUAGUGUGGUGAAAAACGCGCAACCACCAACGACCCCUUUUUUUUGUGCCCAGGGCUCGAUCUUUUUUUUAUUUCCUACGUGGGGAAACCAAGCCUUUUUUGUAAAGCUAGAUGUGGGCAGGGAGGUGUGCGUUUUGCCCGCGCGUGUAGGUUGCACGGCAGUAGUUGAUAGUGCGGUAUGGUUCUCAGGAUAAAGGUACUUAGAGUGAACUCUGUGUACCACGUUUUUUGUGUUCUGUUCAUUUACGGUGCGGUAUGGUGCGAUAUGGUGCGGUGCGGUUCUUGCUUCCGUAUACGAAAGUGGCAUACCAGACGAGACAGGAUCGGCGUUGUUUUGUGGACUCAUUGCCCUCGUGUUUUUUGUCUCGAAAAGUUUCAACUCGUACUGGCUGGCCUCCGUGUGUUUUUUCCAAGAGUGGCUUUUGAUGUGCGUGUUGGAGCCGUAGUUUGGAACUAGGUGCUCAAACCCGGCAUCAUUUUUUGUUUGCGACCUUUGAGUCUGGCAGUAAUUAAUUAGGGCCUGCCGGCUACCCGUUGCCUCGUCAUGUUUUGCGUCGAAUGAUUUUUUUCGCGCGGUUGAUUACUUGCCGUACCUGUGGUAUUUUCGGUGUCGAUUGCCGCCCUCUUACUGCUAGAACCAAGCGGUUUCCUUGCUUUGUUGUUGUAUUCGAUUUUACGCUUGUGUUUUUCGUCUCCGCGUGUGCAGUUUCAGAUACACCGUUGCACACCCUUGUUUUAUGUUUGUUGCUUUCUCUCGGCAAUCAUGCUUGGUCGUGAGAGGCGUUUUUAGUUCUUGCCUGUUGGUGGGGGGAGCUUGUCACUCUGUCGCGGUUCGUGAGAGGCGUUUUAGUUCUUGCCUCUUGGUGGGGGGAGGUUGUCACUCUGUCGCGGUUCGUGUGGGGCGUUUUAGUUCUUGCCUCUUGGUGGGGGGAGCUUGUCAGUCUGUCGCGGGAACAAUUCCGUUGAGAGCGUGAUUCUGACAGAGGCGCCGCAAAUAUGGAGGCACCAGGCCGAGUGGGCAUCCAGUGAAGCUUUACCUUAUUGUUGAUUUUUGUUCUCUCUUCAGGCACUACUCAGGUUUUCUAGUCCAUAUGGGUGGGCUCAUCGAGCAGCACAACAAGGGUUGGCGUUGAGGGUAAUAUCGGUAGGAACGGGGGGGGGUGUCGUUGCCACGGGAGCAGUCAUUUUCUUCACGUGUUCGCGUAACUUCUCGCCGCCGCUGCCUGCUACUCGGUCCCGGUCGCGCAAAGAGAGAUGAACGUUGUCAUGGCGAGAGUGGGCACGGCUAAUAUAUGAGUACCGUUUCGUAGGAGACCGACUCGCCUUGCGAAAACGUAACGUACAAAGGGAGUUGUGUCUUUGGUAGUAGCAUCGACCGCUGACCAAUGAAAGGUCAUCAGUCUCAGUGCGGUUGGCCACAGGGUGUCUUGUCUUUGGGAUAACAGGCAUCUGCUGUAGUUCCUGCUUGACUUGCCCCGAUGUUGGUUGUUGGUGUCCUUCGCUGUCUGUACAAACCGUUCCGGCGUCUUGCGCAUUCGUUGUCUAUUUUCUGAGGCUCGCGUGCGAGAGUUUUGUUGUUGCACUUGUCUCAUCUCCCCCCCUCGGAUUAUACCUUCUUUUGACUCUUCUUGUCCCUUUCUUUCGUACAGCAUGGUACCGUUCGAGGGGUAGUGUGCCAUUAGUUUUUUGCGUGCGCCUUUUUGUCCUGCUGCUAGCCCGAUCUGUUGGUUCCAUUGUGGCGGUGGAAUUGUGCCAUCCAUUUCGUUUUGCAUGCCUUUGCCCGUGUUAACCUUGUCCUGAUCUGUUGAUUCCUUUGUGGUAAAAGUGCCAUCUGUUGUAUUAUGCGUACCCUUGCCCUGGUGCUAAGCUUGUCCUGAUAUGUUGAUUCCUUGGUGGUAAAAAGUGCCAUCUGUUUUACUAUGCGUCUCUUUGCCCUGGUGUGUUAACCUAGCUCUGAUCUGUUGAAUCCUUUUUUUGGUGGGAGUACCAUCCGUUUUAUUAUGCUUGACUUUGCCCCGGUGUCAACCGUGUUCUGAUCUGUUGAUUCCUUUGGGGCGGAAGUGGCAUCUGUUUCACUAUGCCUCCCUUAGCCCUGGUGUUGUUGUUGGUGUAAGUAUAUACGGCCUGCAGAUCACUACCUGUUUGCGAGAACGUCGUGUUGUACGUGACUCUACAUGUAAACGAGCGAGGAUGUAUCACGCGAUGGGGUGUUCUCGAGUGGUGUGGUACCUCCAGUGUUGCCUUGAUUAGUGUGCAGCAGAGAUAACACGAAGCCGGACAUUGAGGUGUAAAGUGAGGUGUAAAGUAGCACCCCUUCUCCUCGGUUGUAGCAUUCGCUUCCGUUAUGCUAAGGACGUGAGCUUUCAUGUGUGCCCCCCCAGCUUUACCACAUGCCACAGCAGUCGGCUGUACGGACCGGGAGUUGGCUUGUUUUUUUUCUAGAAAAGGAGGCGUGUGUGAUGUAAAGUAGAACACAAUCGUGCGAAGAAAGCCGAAGGUUGGAGAUUAUCUGUACGCUAGGAUAGGAGGGAAUAACUCAUUUAGUCUAAUCCUAAGGAGAGCAGCAAUUGAACAUCGCUCCCCCUGUCGAGACAUUCUACAGGAGUGAUAUCCUGCCGGAAAAUAAUAAAACGUGACAGCAGUGACGGAGGCGCGCCUCUUUUUCUCGUCAAGUUCUGCGUUGGUUUAUUUUCACGCAAGACCUACGUAAGAUCACAUGAUGUCAUCUUCCGUCUCGCGCGGGGGUUGAAGGGUGAAGGGACGUGUCUACCUCUCGCCCUCCCUCACGGAGGAGGUGUUUUUGGCCUAAAUGUGGGGAAUUUG
Ectocarpus siliculosus is the source of this 3971-nucleotide messenger RNA. The record is from the annotation of a GenBank genome assembly. NCBI's taxonomy places the organism in Eukaryota, Phaeophyceae, Ectocarpales, Ectocarpaceae.